AGUGCAGUGGCGCAAUCUCGGUUAACUGCAACCUCCGCCUCCUGGGUUCAAGCAAUUCUCCUGCUUCAGCCUCCCAAGCAGUUGGGAUUACAGAGAAACAGCCCCACCACCCACCCUGGCAAAUGCCUGAAGCCCACAUGCAGCCGCAAACAUCACUGCCCACCACAGACCACAGAAGCAAGAAGCCUGUUUCCUGUUACUUGCCACCACUCAGCAAUGCCCACCCCAUAUGUAAACAGGCCCAGAAUGCUCAAAAUUGUUAUUUCGCUGCUGCAACAUUGGAGCUGUCCAUCAUCUCGGACACACACUUUUGUAAACCAAUAACAAAGGAUCAACUUUCUUCUAGGUCUGAAUUGAAUACUUUGAGGCUAAAGCAUCUUAACUCAUUUAGGGGGUGGAAAAUAUUAACCCAAAUAAGCCUUACCUAACUACAAUGCCCUGCUGCUGCUCAUCUCCCUUCAUUCGUUUGUACUCAUACCCAAAAGAGGUUGUGAUUUUUUCCCUUUCAUUCAAUAACAAUUUUCCUUGAUUCUUAGAUAAGAUCAUUCCAUAAUGUACUCCUUAAUUGUUCUGAAUUUCUUUCAGAGAAAAACUGGAAAAGACAUUAAAUCAUGUUGAAAUAUUUGACUGACUUUCAUCUAGGAAAAAAUAUAAAGUUAAAUCUCUACACUAAAAUCUAAACAAAAUAAAAAUAAAUUUCAGUAAGACCCAAACAUUUCCUUUUAAAAAUCUAUAUCACAUUAUAUAUGUAACUGAGGAAUGUAAUAAUAAUUUUGAUGUGUAGAACUGAAGACAAUAUCAAGUAACCCUCAAAAUGCAAAUUCAAGAAACAAGAUAGUUAUGUUAGCAUGCAUUAAAAUAAAAAUAUCUGUGUGACAA
Molecule: messenger RNA, 879 nt
Organism: Mandrillus leucophaeus (drill)
Lineage: Eukaryota; Metazoa; Chordata; Mammalia; Primates; Cercopithecidae
Gene: DIRC1
Product: disrupted in renal carcinoma 1
Source: RefSeq, a predicted model, not a curated record